Molecule: messenger RNA, 871 nt
Organism: Trematosphaeria pertusa
Lineage: Eukaryota; Fungi; Ascomycota; Dothideomycetes; Pleosporales; Trematosphaeriaceae
Exons: 2
Coding region: 135-584 (149 amino acids)
Source: RefSeq, a predicted model, not a curated record
CUCAGCAAUCCUCGCUCCAUAAAAGCUUUACGCCGUCGACCUGCGAAAAGCUACCAGCGCAUCGACUCGCCCCGUCCCCCACGCUACCACCAACCUCUGCCUCCUCGAAGUUCCAUACGCACGCAGCCAGAAAAAUGUCCGACGCAGACUACGCCGCCUUCCUCGACAAGGCGAACCAGGAUACCAGCGGUGGAGAGGCAACUACACAGAGCAAGAAGGUGGGCACGAAGAGUGUGAACACACAGGUGCCGAGCGCGCUGCAGAGCGUCGAGGAGUAUUAUACUAGCGAUGCGGACGAGCCGUUCGAGCCGGUUGCGCUGAGCUACUCGGGGGAUGGGAUAUCAGCUCAGCAGCUCAAAACUUUACUAGGCCACAACGCUGAGGUCGAAGAGAUCGCCGUCAAGGAGUGGGAUCCACAGGGGCAGUACGCAAAGGUGGUUGAGGCGGUUAAGAAGGUGGGCAGUGGGGAGGUAAAGGUGUUUAGGGUGCAGCAUGGUGGUACACGGGCGGAGUAUUAUGUGGUCAGUCUAGAUGAGAAGGCGGGGAGGGUAGUUGGUCUGAAGGCACUGAGUGUGGAGUCGUGAUUGGGGGUUGAGGGACCUCAGGCUGGUGGUGACGAAGGCCGGAUGGGAGGGCUCUGGCGUCUCGUGGGGAUGCAUCAUCAGCCCCGGGGAGAUACACGCUUUGGAAUGCAAAAGGGCGUUUAAGGGUCAAAAGACCUUCAGAGUCUAGUUCACGGAGUCACAGCUUGGGCUACCAGCUCCGGGCUACGCCGUGGGAGCUCAGGGUUUUCCGGAGAAUAUGAUAUUGAGUCCACAUGACCCUCCACCAAGUCUUUUCAAUAUUAUCUCAGGCACGAUAUGGCUACGAU